AAAUGUAGACUAAACUUGCCAUGUGAGCUCACUUCCAGCUGCCACUCACCGCCAAGAUUUUUCUUUUCUUCUUUUACUCUCAUUUUCAGUACCAUUUUAGCAGAUCUUAAACAAAGUGUGGCUAGAAAAACCGCAAGAAAAUUUGUGGCAGCUACAAGGGUCCUAUGGAGUUCUUUAGAUCUACAGUAUUAUUAGUGUUCUUGCUGUCUUGCUUCAGCUUUCCAUCAACAGAUGCCUUCGAUGCACUUGAUCCCAAUGGGAACAUCACAAUAAAAUGGGAUGUCAUCAGCUGGACACCUGAUGGAUAUCUUGCUGUUGUGACUAUGUUCAACUUCCAGCAAUAUAGGCAUAUUCAAGAACCAGGCUGGACUUUGGGAUGGACAUGGGCGAAGAAGGAGGUGAUAUGGAAUAUGAUGGGAGCUCAAACAACAGAGCAAGGUGAUUGUUCAAAAUUUAAAGGAAACAUUCCCCAUUGCUGCAAGAAGGAUCCAACAGUUGUUGAUUUGCUGCCCGGAACUCCUUACAAUCAGCAGAUUGCAAAUUGUUGCAAGGGAGGAGUGAUCAACUCAUGGGGGCAAGAUCCUGAAACUGCUAUUAGCUCAUUCCAAGUCAGUGUUGGUUCUGCUGGAACAACGAAUAAAACAGUUAGAGUUCCUAAGAACUUCACCUUAAAGGCACCAGGACCUGGUUAUACGUGUGGACCCGCUAAAAUUGUUAAACCCACUAAGUUCGUUACUAAUGAUAGGAGACGAGUAACGCAAGCCAUGAUGACGUGGAAUGUCACUUGUACAUACUCACAGUUCCUAGCUCAAAAAACUCCAACAUGCUGUGUCUCCCUCUCAUCCUUCUACAAUGACACAAUUGUACCAUGCCCAACAUGCACAUGUGGCUGCCAGAAGAAUGGCACUCAGCAUGGAAAUUGUGUAGAUCAAGACGAACCGCACCUAGCUUCAGUUGUUUCAGGCCAUGUAGGAAAGAACAACUAUGCUCCUGUGGUUCAGUGCACAAAUCAUAUGUGCCCUAUUAGAAUUCACUGGCAUGUGAAACUCAACUACAAGGAGUAUUGGAGGGUGAAGGUCACUAUAACGAACUUCAAUUACAAUAUGAAUUAUACACAGUGGAACUUAGUUGUCCAGCAUCCCAACUUCGACAACCUCACUCAGUUAUUCAGCUUUCAUUACAAGUCGUUAACUCCUUAUGGAGCAAUAAAUGACACUGCUAUGCUAUGGGGUAUGAAAUUCUACAAUGAUCUGCUCAUGAAUGCUGGUCCAUUAGGAAAUGUGCAGUCCGAGCUUCUAUUCCGUAAGGAUUUAUCGACUUUUACUUUUGAUAAGGGGUGGGCUUUUCCACACAGAGUUUAUUUCAAUGGUGAUAACUGUGUCAUGCCACCUCCCGAGUCAUAUCCGUAUAUGCCAAAUGCUGGUACCAUAUGGAAGGUUUCUCCGCUAAAGCUAGUGGUGACAUUGAUGCUUUCUACAGCGCCCUUCUUUGCAUUUAUUUAGAAACCUCUCGUUGGAUAAAGGCGAAGUGCCUGUCUCAGUAAGUUAAGUUAGGGCUGGUUCGCUCGCACUGCUUGGGAAACUGAUUGGAGAGUUGUAUGCCUGAGCAGUGAUGCUGACCAUUCUUGUUCAAGGCAAAUAUUAAUUUCCUCUGCAUGCUUUUACGGGCUGGUGAGAUUUGGUGCCAUAGUUUUCAUUCAGCAGUUUGUAUGAAAUGUUUUUCUACUGUGGUAAAGUCGUUUUUGUUAUGUAGAUUAAGUUCACAGUGAUCUCACGGUUGUAUGAGAAUAAAGACUAUUUACAAACAGAUAGAGUUAAUUAUAUGAGAUCUUUAGUUCUCUACUUUUCUGCAGUAUCACCAUGUAACCAAUUUCUAUAUUGUAAAAAAAGAUUCUUUGCAACAUAGUUGCAUUUGUUCAA
This is a messenger RNA of Lycium barbarum (goji berry), 1919 nucleotides long. Its product is annotated as protein COBRA-like. The transcript is spliced from 6 exons. Gene Ontology annotation, biological process: cellulose microfibril organization; plant-type cell wall cellulose biosynthetic process. NCBI's taxonomy places the organism in Eukaryota, Viridiplantae, Streptophyta, Magnoliopsida, Solanales, Solanaceae. The record is from RefSeq and is a predicted model, not a curated record. The coding region runs from base 165 to 1502 and encodes 445 amino acids. Gene Ontology annotation, cellular component: plasma membrane.